AUGUUUCCCUGGGCCCUACGCCAUCUCCCGGGACCCCACCAGGAACUAUUUAGGCACCAAGAAGCCGUGAGGGGCUUCAUCCACCAGGAGAUCCUCAGACACAAGCUCAUGGUGCCUGACGCCCCCAGGGAUUUCAUCAGCUGCUACCUGGCCCAGAUCACCAAGGCCCAGGAUGAUCCAGUCUCCACAUUCAGCGAGGAGAACCUGAUCCAAGUGGUGACUGACCUGUUUCUGGGAGGCACUGACACCACAGCCACCACCCUGCACUGGGCACUCAUCUACAUGGUCCAGCACGGGGCCAUCCAGGAGCGAGUGCAGCAGGAGCUGGACUCAGUGCUGGGCACUGGCCAGGGAAUCUGCUAUCAGGACCGGGAGCGACUGCCCUACACCCGUGCAGUCCUGCACGAGGUGCAACGGCUCAGCAGUGUGGUGGCCGUGGGCGCCGUGCGCCAGUGUGUGACUUCUACGAGAGUGCAUGGCCACCAUGUGCCCAAGGGCACCAUUGUCUUGCCCAACCUGGCAUCUGUGCUCUAUGACCCCAAGUGCUGGGAGACCCCAAGAGAGUUCAAUCCCAGCCAUUUCCUGGACAGGGAAGGAAAUUUUGUGACCCAUGAGGCCUUUCUGCCAUUCUCUGCAGGGCAUCGGAUGUGCCCAGGAGAUCAGCUGGCUCGAAUGGAGCUCUUCCUGAUGUUUGCCACCCUCCUCAGGACCUUUCGGUUCCAGCUACCAGUGGGGAGCCCAGGACUCCGGCUGGAGUACAUCUUUGGGGGCACCCUGCAGCCCCAGCCCCAGCAGAUCUGUGCAGUGCCCCGCCUGAUACAGGAGGAUCUCUAUGAGGUCGGAUAG
Ochotona princeps (American pika) is the source of this 846-nucleotide messenger RNA. RefSeq names its product cytochrome P450 2J5-like. The transcript is spliced from 6 exons. Gene Ontology annotation, cellular component: intracellular membrane-bounded organelle; cytoplasm. Gene Ontology annotation, biological process: arachidonate metabolic process; xenobiotic metabolic process. The coding region runs from base 1 to 846 and encodes 281 amino acids. The record is from RefSeq and is a predicted model, not a curated record. Gene Ontology annotation, molecular function: iron ion binding; heme binding; oxidoreductase activity, acting on paired donors, with incorporation or reduction of molecular oxygen, reduced flavin or flavoprotein as one donor, and incorporation of one atom of oxygen. Lineage: Eukaryota; Metazoa; Chordata; Mammalia; Lagomorpha; Ochotonidae.